Messenger RNA from Cutaneotrichosporon oleaginosum, 2372 nucleotides. RefSeq lists its product as uncharacterized. The record is from RefSeq and is a predicted model, not a curated record. NCBI's taxonomy places the organism in Eukaryota, Fungi, Basidiomycota, Tremellomycetes, Trichosporonales, Trichosporonaceae.
UCAUGGCCACACCUCUUCUCGCCAUCAUUCCAACCAUCCCCCCCAUUCCUUCCCACCAACACCACACUCCUCAUCUCCUCUUCUCAUCAAUCGACAGCUCAAGCGCAGCCAUGAACGCAGCGCUACUGCAGCAAAUUCAACGUGCGUUCACCCCCCUCAGCUUCACUGACAAUCAGAGGGCAAGGGCCUGAAGAAGGCCCAGACCAACGAUCGUUCUGCUGUUCAAGGGGCAGGCGGUGUGAUCGGGGAGGGCGGCGCUGCCGCUGCUCCCAAGGCUGCCCCACCCCGUCCGCCCCCCGCAGCAUCCAACGAUGUCGCCCCCGACAACCCGGCCGCGCAGCUCGCCGGCCUCUUCGCUGGCGGCAUGCCCAAACUCAAGAAGACGGGCGGGCCUGGUGGAUCAGCUCCCAGCAGCGGCUUUGCGAGGCCUCCACCCAUCCCUGGCGCUGGCGGCCGUGGACCUCCGAAGCCCAGCGGCGCACCUCCCCCUCCGCCCGGCUCCUCGUCCGCUCCAUCGCGUGCCCCGCCUGCACCCCCACCCCCUCCUUCGGCGCCAGGUCGGGCUCCUCCGGCACCACCUGCACCACCUCGUCCUCCUCCUAGCGUGCCAGGACGAGCCCCUCCGCCGCCGCCCGCCCCGCCUGCCCCGUCCGCCCCAAGCCGUCACGUCCCUGCGGUCCCAGGCAGAGCUCCACCUGCUCCUCCUCCUCCGCCAGCAUCUUCGGCGCCGUCGCGUUUCCCCCCCGCACCUCCUCGCCCGCCUCCUGCGCCCCCCGCUCCUCCUCGCGCGCCACCAGCUCCCCCUCGUGCUCCUCCCCCUCCUCCCUCGCCACCGCGUGAGAUGUCCCCUCCUCCGGCACCCCCUGCUCCCCCACGCGCACCGCCUGCUCCCCCACGCGCACCGCCUGCUCCUCCCCGUGCGCCUCCCGCGAUCCCAGGUCGCAGCCCUGCGCCGCCACCUCCACCGCGUCCCACUGGAGCGGGAUCUCUUUCUGGGCGCGGUAUGCCUCCUCCCCCGCCGCGCCCGGGAACAUCGUCGCCAGCUCGCGCGAGCCCUGCUCCGCCUUCUCUGCCAAACCGCGCCCCGCCUGCUCUCCCAAGUCGCUCCGCCAGCACUCGGUCCGUGCCUCCUCCACCACCUCGUCCGGGAAGCACCGGCACGCCGCCUCCCAGAGCGCCUCCACCUCCACCGCGUCCGACUGGUGCACCGACUUUGCCUCCUCGCGCCCCAAUGCUUCCCCCGCGUGCGUCCCCGCAACCGCCGCGCUCGCCGUCGCCAGAGCCUCCCGCGCCCGCCCUUCCCCAGAGACCCCCUUCCAACUCUGUCUCUUCCGGUUCAGCAACGCCAGUGAGAUCGCUACCUCCCGGCCCGCCGCCCGCGCCGCGUAACUUGCCUCCUCCGUCGCGCGCCCACCCGCCUCCCUCCCGUUCCCCCGUUCCACCCCCAGUUUCCCGCCACGACGACAACUCCCCUCCCCCGCCCCCUAUGGGUCGUAGCCCGGCCGCCGCUGCCUUGGCUGCCGCUGGCAGACUGCGCUCUUCCAGCAACGCUUCAAACAACGAUGACGCACCUCCCCCUCCAAUGGGUCGUAGCCCCGCAGCCGCGGCGAUGGCAGCGGCCGGCCGUCUGCGCGCGCCGAGCAACCCACCUCCACCCGCUCCUGCGCGUGCGACCCCGCCGCCUCCUGUUUCGCCCCCGCCUCCGCCUCCUGGGCCAAGUCCGGCUUCGCGCCGCCCGCAGAGCACCUUCGCUCCGCCUCCCCCGCCUCCAGGCCUCUCGCCUGCUGCCAAACGGCCGGCGUCUGUGGCCGUCUCGCGCGACAUGAGCAGCAACGGCAUGGACGACGACGAAGUCCCGGAGCCGCCUGCUGUGCUUGGUCCUUGGACGUUUGCGAUGAAGGGCAUGUUCCCGCCGCCGCGUCCAUGGCACGGGGGUCAGAAGACGUAUGGCAGUGGCAAUGCGCACGGAGCAGGCAUUGGAUACAAGGUCUAGUCCUUGCCGUCAUGUAGCUAGCGGAAUUUCAACGGCACCGACGCAUGAGGCGAUGAAUAAAGUUGUGUUGGUAGGAGGUGGGAUGGAGGACGUUGCGGUGACCUGAGGAUUGCAAGUGAUUGAGGGCAUGAGCCCGAUGAGCUCGGCACUGACGCAUACUCGCAAUCGCCGACAGCUAGGUCCUCGACGGCAGCAUCACGAACUCGAGGGGUGAAGAGUCUGGCAAGAGUGCUAAGCUUGUGGGCAGUCUGCCCAUCACGCAGAGUAUUUCAGAAUGCUUGUGCCACACGCACGCUAUACUAGCCGGGGAUAAAACAGUUGUACAAGGAGAAAUACAUCGCAGCACCAAAAUUGGGAGUGACAUGCAGGUGCCUCCCGU